Zasmidium cellare ATCC 36951 is the source of this 387-nucleotide messenger RNA. RefSeq lists its product as uncharacterized. The record is from RefSeq and is a predicted model, not a curated record. Lineage: Eukaryota; Fungi; Ascomycota; Dothideomycetes; Mycosphaerellales; Mycosphaerellaceae. The transcript has a single exon. Bases 1 to 387 code for a protein of 128 amino acids.
AUGUCUUUCACAACCCCAGAAUCGCUCAAGGCUCGCGGCCUCGAGAUCCUCAGGAUUCUCUGCGUCGACAAGGCCUUCGACAAGAUGCCAGGCGUACUGGACCCCAACGUCGAAGCAUACCACGAUGACGAGGCUGCCCUCGUCGGUCGGGACAAUUUCAUCUCUCACUUUCAGCAUCUCCUGACUGCGGUACCCACCUUCUCAUACCAGAUCUAUGACUCGGUCGCGGAAUUGGACAAGGGAGGCAAGGGUGGAAGGGUGUGGAUCUUUUCCAGGCUUUUGGGGCUCCCCAAAGGCAUCCAGAAGGACACGGUCGACAUGUUUGAUAUUGAUGGGGAGGGUCGGCUGGUGCGAAUGAAGGACGUCCAAAGGCUUGUCGCGCAGUAG